AUGAGCAUGAAUUUUGUGUUUGGCCUACCGCGUGAUGUGGCAGGCAACACUGGGAUUGUGGUCUUUGUUGACCGACUGAGCAAGAUGGCUCACUUAGCGGCCGUGCCGGACUCCAUCGAUGGAGAAGGAACAGCAAAGCUGUUCAUGGAUCGUGUGUUUCGACAACAUGGAUUGCCUGUGGCAAUUGUCUCUGAUAGAGACCCCCGUUUUACGGGUAAGUUUUGGAAGUCAGUCUUUAAAGUGCUGGGCACUCGACUGGACAUGUCCACGGCGGAUCAUCCGCAGACCGACGGUCAGACUGAGCGUGUUAACCGCGUCAUCAACGACAUUUUGCGCAGUAUUUGCGCUGAUACGCCUAGGCGUUGGAGCACAAUGCUCCCUCUGGUUGAGUUUGCGUUGAAUAACGCGGUGCAUGCCUCAACAGGCUUCACCCCAUUCUAUAUGAAUGGUUUCAUUAACCCUCGCGUUCCGUUAACGCUAUCACUACGUGAAUCAGGGCUUGUUGGGGGAGAGGUUGCCGAUCGGCUUGCUGAUAUCAGCCCUGCUACUGUUAAAAAACAGGUAAGCGAGUUUCUCGCAACGUGA
Messenger RNA from Peronospora matthiolae, 585 nucleotides. Lineage: Eukaryota; Oomycota; Peronosporomycetes; Peronosporales; Peronosporaceae. The record is from the annotation of a GenBank genome assembly.